AUGGCAAAGCCUGGUGGACGGUUGAAAUGCCAAUAUUUUCCAACUGUAGAUAAAGUUAUAUUUGUGGAUGAUUAUGCAGUGGGCUGUCGGAAAGAUUUAAAUGGUAUUUUAUUACUAGACACUGCACUUCAAACUCCAGUCGGUAAACCAGAUGAUGUGGUCCAGCUUGAAUUGCCAGUUACGGAGGUGCAGCAGUUGUUGUCUGCGUGCUUGGAGAAAAUUGAUGUGUCUAGUGCAGAAGGCUAUGAUUUGUUCAUUAUGCAGCUGAAAGAUGGCUUUAAAAAUACCUCACAUGAGACUGCAGCAAAUCAUAAGGUUGCCAAGUGGGCGACUGUCACAUUUCAUCUUCCUCAUCAUGUGUUAAAGUCUGUGACUGGUGCCAUUGUAAAUGAGCUGAAGAAAAUAAAUCAAAACGUUGCUGCACUGCCUGUAGCCUCUUCUAUAAUGGACAGACUGUCUUAUCUGCUGCCUAGUGCCAGGCCAGAGCUUGGUGUUGGGCCUGGUCGGUCUGUAGAUCGGUCCUUGAUGUAUAGUGAAGCAAACAGGCGAGAGACCUUCACAUCAUGGCCUCAUGUUGGUUACAGAUGGGCUCAGCCAGAUCCCAUGGCUCAAGCCGGUUUUUAUCAUCAGCCCGCAUCCUCAGGAGAUGAUCGUGCAAUGUGUUUUACUUGUAGCGUAUGUUUAGUCUGUUGGGAACCUACUGAUGAACCUUGGUCAGAGCAUGAGAGGCAUUCUCCAAAUUGUCCAUUUGUGAAGGGUGAACACACGCAGAAUGUACCCCUAUCCGUCACCCUUGCCACAUGUCCUGCCCAGUUCCCUUGCACAGAUGGCACUGAUCGAAUAACCUGUUUUGGGGUGGGGAAUUGUCCUCACUUUCUAGCUGCAGCAACAAAAAGAGGCAAAAUCUGUGUCUGGGAUGUCUCAAAACUCAUGAAGGUGCACUUAAAAUUUGAGGUAAACCCAUAUGACCCUGUUAUCGUUCAGCUAUUGGUUCUCUCUGGAGAUUCCACUACCACAGUAGAACCUCCGAGGCCGACAUUGGCAUGGUUAGAAGGUUCAUCCAGCUGUUCUGAUAUCCCAAAAUUAGAAGGUGACAGUGAUGAUCUGUUGGAUGAUUCAGAUAGUGAAGAGCGUUCCAGGUCUGAUUCCGUAACAGGGCACACAUCUCAGAAGGAAGCUCUGGAGAUGAGUCUGGACAUAACGGCUCUUGGUAUAAUCCAACAGCCAGAGAAGCUACAGUGGGAGAUUGUUGCUAAUGUUCUUGAAGAUACUGUAAAGGAUUUAGAAGAACUUGGGGCAAAUCCUUCGUUAAUGAGUUGUAAAAGUGAAAAGACCAAGGAGAAGCACUUGGAGCAGCACAACAUUCCUUUUCCCUGCCUACUGACUGGUGGUUUAUUAACAUACAAAUCCCCAGCUUCCUCCCCUACUAGUAGCAAUUCUCGUAGGUCACUUGAUGCUUUAAGCAGGACUCCAGGUGAGAGCUCCUCAGAGCAGGGUUCCACCGACAAUGAAUCUGGCACGAACUCUGAUCUUAAUUCUCCUAUGGUAAAAAGGACUCUACCUGUGUUGUUGCUGUACAGCAUUAAAGAGGCUGAUGAAAAAGCAGGGAAACUAUUUUCUCAGAUGAACAAUAUUAUGAGCAAAAGUUUACAUGAUGAUGGAUUUACUGUUCCACAGAUUAUUGAGAUGGAGCUGGAUAACCAGGAACAGUUGCUUCUUCAGGACCCACCCGUCACCUAUAUACAGCAAUUUGCUGAGGCCACUGCCAAUCUGACAUCCCCUGACACAGAUAAAUGGACAUCUAUGGCUCCCAAGCCUGGAACACUUGUGCAAUGCAUGCGGCUGCCUAAAUUUGCGGAGGAGGAAAAUCUUUGUGUAGAUUCCAUUAUUCCUUGUGCUGAUGGCAUCCAUCUUUUAGUAGGUUUACAGAAAUGCCCUGCAGAGUCCUUGAGUGCAAUAAAUCAAGUAGAAGCCUUGAAUAAUUUAAACAAAUUAAAUUCUGCUCUUUGUAGUAGGAGAAAAGGAGAAGCUGAACAUAGCCUUGGAGCUGUAAAUGGAACAAGUAUUAAUGUUAUCCCCUGUGAGUCUUCAUCAGAUGUUCAUGAUCCUUUAAUAAUUCAGCCAGACCAGAGAAGUGUUAGUGGUGGAUACCUGUUGAUAUAUAAAAUGAAUUAUACCACCAGGAUAGUGACUUUAGAGGAGCAGCCAGUAAAGAUCUUGCAUAUUAAAGACCCUCAGGAUGCACUUACCUCACUUAUUUUAUUACAACCUGAUAUUUUAGAUAACAGAGAGGAUGAGUGUGAGGAAUCCUCUGAAGAUGCCCCUCUUACUCCUAAAAAUCUCAUCAGUAAAGAGAAGAAAUCCGAUUUGCUGAGCUUGGGACAUUUAGUAGUAACGACUCAAAGUGGAUUUGUUAAAAUCCUAGAUCUUUCUACCUUCGAGGUCAUGGCUAGGGUUGAUCCACCAAAGAAGGAAAGCACAGACGAAGUGGACCCCUUUGUUUCAGUUGUGUACUGUUCGGGCACUGAUCGACUAUGUGCCUGUACUAAAGGUGGUGAACUUCAUUUUCUUCAAAUUGGAGGAACUUGUGAUGAUCUUGACGAGACCGAUAUUCUUGUUGAAAACACUCUUACAAAGGGUGUGGAACAGUUAGCAGAAGGUAUCAAGCCGAUGUCAAACCCAUCCAGUCCUGGCAUCACAGGUGUUGAGCUCCUAGUGGAACAGCCUUUCUCGUUGGAAAUGUUGACCUGUUUAGUGGAACUAACUCGCUUUGAGACCUUGAUUCCAAGGUUUUCUGCAACAGUACCACCGUGUUGGGUUGAAGUCCAGCAGGAGCAACAGCAAAGGCGCCAUCCACAGCACUUACACCAGCAGCACCAUGGCGAUGCAGCUCAGCACACCCGUACUUGGAAACUGCAGCAUGACAGCACUAGUUGGGAUGAACAUGUCUUUGAACUGGUUUUACCGAAAGCCUGCAUGGUGGGACACGUGGACUUUAAGUUUUUAUUAAACUCGAAUAUCACAAACAUUCCACAAAUUCAAGUGACAUUACUUAAAAACAAAGCUCCAGGAUUGGCCAAAGUCAACGAAGCCCCUGUAGAUAGGCCUAUUUCCUUUCCGUUGUCUCCUGCCUUCAGUGUGGAAGUUCAGAGAAAUGGAAAACCUACCCUGGUUGAUUUAAGUGAGGACAUGCAAAGCAUGGAAGUAGAUGACGCACUAAGCCCAAGGUUGUGUCCAUUUUUAGAAGAGCACAAAGAAGAUAUCUUAUGUGGCCCUGUUUGGCUAGCAAGUGGCCUUGAUCUGUCCGGUCAUGCUGGUAUGCUAACAUUAACCAGUCCUAAACUUGUAAAAGGCAUGGCUGGUGGCAAAUACCGUUCGUUUUUAAUUCAUGUGAAGGCUGCAAAUGAUAGAGGAGUAGAGGACCUGUGUAAUGGAGCCCGGCCAGUUGUACGGAUACCUUCAUUGAAGCCACAAAGUGUGAAAGGGCAUUCUCUUGCCUCAUUACUGGCUAAGGUUGUUCCAGGCAAGGAUAAGUCUGCAGCAAAAAUUGAUGCCGGCACAUCUUCACGGAAAGUUGAUAACCUCAGGGGAUGUGACCUGCUUCAGGAAGUUUCUGUCACCAUAAGACGCUUCAAAAAGACAUGUAUCCCAAAAGAAAGAGUGCAACGAUGCGCCAUGCUGCAGUUCUCAGAUUUUCAUGAGAAGCUCCUGAACACGCUUUGUAAAAAUACGGAUGAUGGACUGGCUACUGAACAUGCACAGAGCUUAGUUUUGGACAUCCUCUGCUGGUUAGCUGGUGUACAUUCGAAUGGUCCAGGCAGUUUAAGGGAAGGAAAAGAGAGCCUGCUGUCUAAAACACGGAAAUGUCUAUCUGAUAUUGUCCACACUUGUUUUUUUGAGGCGGGAAGAAGUAUUGCUCACAAAUGUGCACGAUUCUUGGCUCUCUGUAUUAGCAAUGGCAAAUGUGAUCCAAAUCAACAGGGUUUUGGCUAUGUCCUUUUGAAGGCUUUGCUGGAGAACAUGACUUAUCUGCCUUCUGCUGCCACUGGAGGUGCGGUUUAUUGGUAUUUUGUCCUGCUGAAUUAUGUUAAAGAUGAGGAUCUAGCUGGUUGCAGCACAGCCUGUGCAUCCCUUCUCACAGCUGUGUCAAGACAGUUGCAAGACAGACUAACACCCAUGGAAGCUUUGCUGCAGACCAGAUAUGGGCUGUACAGUUCUCCAUUUGAUCCUGUGUUGUUUGAUUUGGAAGUCAGCGGCUCUUCAUGUAAAAAUGUGUAUAACAGCAGCUCUGGUAUACAGUCAGAUGAGAUUGACCUUUCUGAUGUUCUCCUAGGUAAUGGAAAAGUUAACAGUUGCACAGCUGCAGAGGGCAGUUUUACAUCUUUGACUGGCCUUCUAGAGGUAGAACCAUUGCAUUUUACUUGCGUAUCAACCAGUGAUGGAACCAGAAUAGAGAGGGAUGAUGCAAGUACGUUCACUGUGAGCACGUUUGGCGUAACUCCAGCAGUGGGCGGCCUAUCAGCUGGAACCGUUGGAGAAGCCUCGACCGCUCUCAGCUCCGCAGCUCAGGUUGCUCUGCAGUCCCUCUCCCAUGCAAUGGCUUCAGCCGAGCAGCAGUUGCAAGUAUUGCAAGAAAAACAGCUGCAGCUUCUAAAGCUUCAACAACAGAAGGCAAAACUGGAGGCCAAGUUGCAUCAGACAACAGCCGCAGCUGCAGCCGCUUCAGCAGCAGGUCCUGUCCACAACUCUGUGCCUCCCAAUCCAGUGGCGGCUCCAGGAUUCUUUAUCCAUCCAUCUGAUGUUAUCCCACCCACUCCAAAAACGACUCCUCUCUUCAUGACUCCACCACUCACACCACCCAACGAAGCAGUGUCAGCUGCCAUCAAUGCAGAGCUGGCUCAGCUUUUCCCUGGCACAGUCAUUGAUUCUCCACCUGCUAUCUUGGCUUCACAUGGCAAGAAUGCUAACAAACCUAGAGGGAAUCAGCUCGGUUCAGGUCUUGCACUGGCGAUCUCUCAUGCCUCUCAUUUUCUACAGCCUCCUCCUCAUCAGUCCAUUAUUAUAGAAAGAAUGCAUUCCGGAGCCAGAAGAUUUGUGACACUGGAUUUUGGCAGACCUGUUCUCCUUACGGAUAUUCUCAUUCCUACCUGUGGUGAUCUAGCCUCCUUGUCUAUAGAUAUCUGGAGUUUGGGUGAGGAAGUGGAUGGCAGAAGACUCGUGGUUGCCACUGAUAUCAGUACCCAUUCACUAAUACUACAUGACUUGUUACCACCCCCUGUAUGCAGGUUCAUGAAGAUCACGGUUAUUGGUCGUUAUGGAAGUACAAAUGCCAGGGCCAAGAUUCCUCUAGGCUUUUAUUAUGGCCAUACCUACAUUUUACCUUGGGAGAGUGAACUGAAACUCAUGCAUGACCCACUCAGAGGUGAAAGUGAAUCGGCAAGUCAACCUGAAAUUGACCAGCAUCUGACAAUGAUGGUAGCUCUGCAGGAAGAUAUCCAGUGCAGGUAUAAUCUUGCUUGCCAUCGAUUAGAGACUCUGCUACAAAGCAUUGAUCUUCCUCCACUGAAUAGCGCUAAUAAUGCACAAUAUUUCCUGAGAAAGCCAGAUAAAGCUGUAGAAGAAGACAGCAGAGUGUUUUCUGCUUACCAGGACUGCAUACAGCUACAACUCCAGUUAAACCUGGCUCAUCAUGCCGUUCAAAGACUCAAGGUGGCCCUUGGCAUGAGCAGAAAAACACCAAGGGAGCAAUAUGAUUCUCGAGAACUUAUCCAUACAUCUUCAACUGAACAGUUGCGCACAAUUAUUCGGUACCUUCUGGACACUUUACUAAGUCUCCUCCACUCCUCCAAUGGACAUUCUGUACCAGCAGUCCUCCAGAACACUUUUCAUGCACAGGCCUGUGAAGAGCUGUUUAAACACUUGUGCAUAAGUGGAACACCAAAGAUAAGACUGCACACUGGCCUGCUCUUGGUGCAGCUCUGUGGUGCUGAAAGAUGGUGGGGCCAGUUUCUUUCCAAUGUUUUACAAGAACUAUACAACUCGGAGCAGUUGUUGAUCUUUCCUCAGGACCGAGUCUUCAUGCUACUUUCUUGUAUAGGCCAAAGAUCCCUCAGUAAUAGUGGAGUCUUGGAAAGUUUAUUGAAUCUGCUGGACAACCUUUUAUCACCUCUACAGCCGCAUUUACCUGUUUAUAGGCGUGUUGAGGGGGUCCUGGACAUUCCUAUGAUAAGUUGGGUGGUCAUGCUGGUUUCUCGUUUGCUGGAUUAUGUUGCAACUGUAGAGGAUGAAGCUGCAGCUUCAAAAAAAACCUUAAAUGGAAAGGAUAGAGAACGGUUCAUUUCAGGGAACCAGUGGAGUUUCAUUAACAAUAACCUGCACACACAGUCUCUAAACAGAUCGUCUAAGGGAAGCAGCAGUUUGGAUAGGCUGUACUCCAGGAAGAUCAGGAAACAGUUGGUUCACCACAAACAGCAACUCAACUUACUGAAGGCAAAACAGAAGGCUUUAGUAGAGCAGAUUGAAAAGGAGAAAAUACAGAGCAACAAGGGAUCAUCUUACAAGCUUUUGGUGGAACAGGCAAAACUUAAACAAGCCACUUCUAAGCACUUUAAAGAUUUGAUAAGACUGCGUCGAAAUGCAGAAUGGCCCCGAUCUGCUCAAGACACUGAAGUAUCUGCAACAAAAGAGAGCCCAGAAAUUGAACCGCUUCCUUUCACUUUGGCACAUGAGCGAUGUAUUUCUGUUGUACAGAAGCUUGCCCUCUUCCUCCUAUCAAUGGACUUCACUUGCCAUGCCGACUUACUUCUGUUUGUCUGCAAGGUACUUGCUAGGAUAGCCAAUGCUACCCGUCCCACCAUACAUUUGUGUGAAGUAGUGAAUGAGCCGCAGUUGGAAAGGCUUUUGUUAUUGCUGGUUGGUACAGAUUUCAACAGAGGAGACAUCUCUUGGGGUGGUGCCUGGGCACAAUACUCUCUGACCUGCAUGCUCCAGGAUAUUUUGGCAGGAGAGCUGUUAGCCCCUAUAGCCGCUGAAGCCCUUGACGAAGGUGCCAUGGGAGAGGAAGCUGGUGCCUCAGCUGGAGACUCUGAUGACUCCUUACAGUCCUCUGUCAUACCAUUGGUGGAAGCCGUAGAUGAGCCUUUAACACCCGACAUCACAGGUGCUCCUCCUCUAUCAUCUUUGGAUAAAGAUAAAGAAAUUGACCUUGAAUUACUGCAAGACCUGAUGGAAGUUGAUAUUGAUCCUUUAGAUAUUGAUUUGGAGAAAGAUCCCCUCGCUGCCAAAGUCUUCAAGCCAAUCAGUAGCACUUGGUAUGAUUAUUGGGGCGCUGACUAUGGAACUUACAAUUACAACCCUUACAUCGGAGGCGUUGGAAUUCCAGUGGCUAAACCAGCAGCCACUAUUGAAAAGAAUGGUACCCAGACAGUGACAGUAUCGGUAUCUCAAGCUCUAGAUGCUCGUUUGGAGGUUGGCCUUGAGCAGCAAGCAGAAUUAAUGUUGAAGAUGAUGUCCACACUUGAAGCAGAUUCCAUUCUACAAGCACUGACCAAUUCAUCUCCAACAUUAUCCCAGCCUUCCAGUGGUACAGACGACUCAUUGUUACGUGGGCUACAUGCAGCCAGUCAGACAAGCCAGCUUAUUGUUCAGUCGUCUUCCAUUCCUAUGCUGAGUGCCUGUUUCAACAAGCUGUUUUCUAUGCUGCAAGUGCAUCAUGUUCAGCUUGAGUCACUUCUACAGUUAUGGCUCACAUUGAGCCUAAAUUCUAGCUCGAAUGGAGGCAAGGAAAGUGGUGGUGAGCCUUUCUUGUAUAAUGCCAACAGAAUACCAGUCAUCAAUUUAAAUCAAGCAUCCAUUAUAAGCUUUUUAACAGUCUUGGCCUGGCAUCCAAAUACCUUGCUGCGGACAUGGUGCCUUGUGCUUCACAGCCUCACGCUAAUGACAAACAUGCAGCUGAACUCUGGACCCAGCAGCACUAUUGGAGCUCAGGAAAAUACUGCCCAGUUACUGGUAUCCGAUCCAAAUCUCCUCCAUGUCAUUGUGAAAUUCCUCUCAGGAACAAACCCUCAUGGGACCAACCAGCACAGUCCCCAGGUUGGACCUACCGCUACUCAGGCAAUGCAGGAGUUCCUGACAAGAUUACAAGUUCACCUCUCGGCUACCAGUCCUCAGAUGUUUAGUGAAUUUUUGUUAAAGCUCAUACACAUACUUUCAACAGAAAGAGGUGCUUUUCAGACUGGACAAGGACCACUGGAUGCUCAGGUGAAACUCCUAGAAUUCACUCUGGAACAGAAUUUUGAGGUGGUCUCUGUUAGCACCAUCUCAGCAGUCAUUGAAUCGGUUACCUUUCUUGUCCAUCACUACAUCACCUGUUCUGACAAAGUUGUGUCACGGAGUGGAUCAGACAGCUCUGUUGGAGCCAGGGCUUGUUUCGGAGGCCUUUUUGCAAAUAUCAUUAGACCUGGUGAUGCCAAAGCAGUUUGUGGAGAAAUGACGCGAGAUCAGCUGAUGUUUGACUUGUUAAAACUGGUAAAUAUAUUGGUUCAGCUGCCACUGACGAGCAACAAAGAGUUCAGCGCUCGUACACCUGUCGUGAGCAGCACAACAGACAGCGUUUCUGAUGAGGAGAAAGUCUAUGGAGGAAAAGACUCGAGCAGUAACUCUUCUGCUAUACAAAGCACUACCACAUAUGUGGCAGAUUUGGUGCUAGCCAACCAGCAAAUCAUGAGCCAGAUCCUCUCAGCCCUUGGUCAGUGUAACAGCAGUGCAAUGGCAAUGAUUAUUGGUGCAAGUGGUUUACAUUUAACCAAACAUGAAAACUUCCAUGGAGGGCUAGAUGCCAUUUCAGUUGGCGAUGGGCUCUUUACCAUUUUAACAACUCUUAGCAAGAAGGCUAGUACAGUUCAAGUGAUGCUGCAGCCAAUUUUAACUUAUAUGGCAUGUGGAUAUAUGGGAAGACAGGGGUCUCUUUCUACCUGUCAGCUGUCAGAGCCUUUGCUGUGGUUUAUUUUAAGAGUUUUGGACACAAGUGAGGCUUUGAAAGCCUUCCAUGAAAUGGGUGGGGUUCAACUUAUCUGUAACAACAUGGUCACCAGUACCAGAGCAAUUGUUAACACUGCCCGAAGUAUGGUCUCUACAAUCAUGAAGUUCCUUGACUCUGGUCCCAGCAAAACCUCUGAGAGCAGUUUGAAAGCAAGAGUGCUUGUUUCAGAGCCAGACAAUGCAGAAGGCAUUCACAACUUUGCUCCAUUAGGUACCAUUACAUCAAGUAGUCCAACUGCUCAGCCAGCAGAAGUCCUGCUUCAGGCCACUCCACCCCAUAGGAGAGCACGUUCUGCAGCUUGGUCAUAUAUAUUUCUACCAGAGGAAGCGUGGUGUGAUCUCACGAUCCACUUACCAGCGGCAGUACUUUUAAAGGAGAUACACAUCCAGCCCCACCUUGCAUCUCUGGCUACAUGUCCAUCAUCGGUCUCUGUGGAAAUCAGUGCAGAUGGAGUGAACAUGUUGCCUUUGUCUACACCGAUUAUUACUAGUGGGCUUACCUAUAUAAAAAUUCAGCUGGUUAAAGCAGAAGUGGCUUCAGCAGUCUGCCUACGACUUCAUCGUCCUCGGGAUGCCAGCACACUUGGCCUUUCACAGAUAAAAUUACUUGGUCUUACAGCUUUUGGAAACACUUCCUCUGCAACUGUUAACAAUCCUUUCCUUCCCUCUGAGGACCAAGUGUCUAAGACCAGUAUUGGCUGGCUAAGGCUUUUACAUCACUGUCUAACUCAUAUCAGUGAAUUGGAAGCGAUGAUGGCAAGUGCUGCAGCACCUACAGCUAACCUACUGCAGACAUGUGCUGCACUGUUGAUGUCUCCCUACUGUGGCAUGCAUUCACCCAACAUUGAAGCAGUAUUGGUUAAGAUUGGCCUGCAGUCAACUAGGAUUGGUUUACGUCUUAUUGACAUCCUUCUUCGUAACUGUGCAGCAUCUGGCAGCGAUCCUGCUGAUUUGAAUAGUCCUCUUCUUUUUGGAAGACUUAAUGGUCUCUCAUCAGAUUCCACAAUAGAUAUUCUAUACCAGCUGGGUACCACUCAAGACCCCGGAACAAAGGAUAGGAUCCAAGCACUACUGAAAUGGGUCAGCGAUUCUGCUAGAGUGGCAUCACAUAAAAGGAGUGGCCGUAGCACCUUCAUUUCACCAGGCAGCUCUUCUAGAGAGUUUGGUCUUCUUAUGCCAUCCCCCUCUCAUUUGCACUGUGUAGCAGCAAUUUUGUGGCACAGCUAUGAGCUUCCUGUUGAAUAUGACCUGCCUGGGUUGCUUAAUCGAGAAUUGUUUGAGUCCUUGCAUAACUGGUCUAUGUCUUUACCCUGCAACAUGGUAUUAAAGAAAGCUGUUGAUGGUCUUCUCUGCUCUAUGUGUCACAUUCACCCCAAUUACUUUUCAUUGCUUAUGGGCUGGAUGGGAAUUACCCCUCCACCUAUACAGUGCCAGCACAGACUGUCAAUUACAGAUGACAGCAAAAAGCAAGAUCUUAAUGCUGCUCUUACCGAUGACUCUAAAAAUGCACAAGCACCUCUCGCACUUACGGAGUCGCAUCUGGCCACACUUGCUGCUGCGUCCCAGUCUCCUGAAGCCAUCAAGCAACUGCUGGACUCUGGUUUGCCAUCACUUCUUGUUAGAAGCCUGGUGAACUUUUGUUUUACACACAUAUCUAGUUCAGACAGUGCUGCCUCUAUGGACGCCACACAAGAGCGGUUGCGGCGACAUUCUUCACUGCACUUUAGUAGGAUGCCAGUAACGGCAGACUUGGUGGCACCAAUUCUCAGGUUUCUGACUGAAGUUGGCAAUAGUCACGUUAUGAAGGAUUGGCUAGGGGGUGCCGAAGUUAACCCCUUGUGGACAGCACUUUUGUUUUUACUUUGUCAUUCUGGAGCAACUUCGGCAGGGCAUAUGAAUGGAUCUCAACAGACCAAUGCAAGGUGCACUUUACUGACUUCCACAGCAGGGAAUGGACUUACUACCCAGCAAAGAACUGCCGUGGAAAAUGCAACCGUGGCCUUUUUUUUGCAGUGCAUAUCCUGUCAUCCAAACAACCAGAGAUUAAUGGCACAGGUUCUUUGUGAGCUGUUCCAGUCAUCACCACAGCGUGGAAAUCUCCCAGCAUCGGGCAACAUUUCUGGCUUCAUUCGAAGACUCUUUCUGCAGUUAAUGCUAGAGGAUGAGAAAGUAAUCAUGUUUCUUCAGUCUCCUUGUCCAUUGUAUAAAGGCAGAAUCAAUGCCACAAGUCACAUCAUUCAACAUCCAAUGUAUGGAGCAGGACACAAAUUCCGUACACUACACUUGCCCAUUUCUACCACAUUGGCAGAGCUUCUGGACCGUGUCUCAGAUACACCUAGUAUUACUGCGAAGUUAAUAAGCGAACAAAAGGAUGACAAAGAGAAGAAAAACCAUGAAGAGAAAGAGAAAGUGAAAGCUGAGAAUGGAUUUCAGGAUAAUUACAGUGUGGUUGUUGCAUCAGGAUUGAAAUCUCAAUCAAAACGAGCGGUAUCCUCUACGCCACCACGUCCACCAUCUAGAAGAGGAAGAAUAUUGGCCGACAAAGUAGGAGGAACCUCAUCAGGUGUGGAUUCUUCAAGCAAGACCAUUAGCAUUCCAGUUUUCCACCUUUACCAUAAGUUGCUGCCAGGUCAACCCUUACCACCUGAAAUGACCCUUGCACAACUACUUACACUGUUAUAUGAAAGAAAGCUUCCUCAGGGUUUUCGUUCAGUCGACCUAACAGUUAAGCUUGGUUCCAAAGUUAUUUCUGAUCCUAGUCUAUCAAAAACUGAUUCUUUCAAGCGUCUUCACACAGAAAAGGAGCAUGGGGAUUUUUUGGGUUCAUGCCCUGAAGAUGAAGUAAUGAGCCCAGGAGACGACUGCAUGGAAUCCAUUUUGGAUGACACUUUACUAGAAACCUGCCCAAUUCAGUCUCCACUGCAAGUUUUUGCAGGGAUGGGUGGGCUGGCCCUCAUCGCUGAGCGACUUCCUAUGCUUUACCCAGAUGUCAUUCAGCAAGUGAGUACUCCUGUUGUACCUUCCACAACACAGGAAAAACCAAAGGACAGCGAUCAGUUUGAAUGGGUUACUAUUGAACAAUCUGGAGAGUUGGUUUAUGAAGCUCCAGAAACUAUUGCUUCAGAGCCUCCCCCAAUCAAGUCUGCUGUGCAAACAAUGUCCCCCAUUCCUGCUCACUCCCUGGCUGCAUUUGGUCUUUUCCUUCGUCUCCCAGGGUAUGCUGAGGUUCUGCUCAAGGAGAGGAAGCAUGCACAGUGCCUACUCCGCCUGGUACUGGGAGUUACAGAUGAUGGAGAAGGAAGUCACAUCUUACAGUCCCCAUCUGCAAAUGUCCUACCGACUCUUCCAUUUCAUGUCUUGCGCACUUUAUUCAGCUCUAUGCCACUCACUACAGAUGAUGGUGUGCUUCUGCGACGCAUGGCACUUGAAAUUGGGGCAUUGCAUCUCAUUCUUGCUUGUUUAUCUGCGUUAAGUCACCAUGCACCCCGGAUUCCCAAUGCUAGCUCUAAUCCUACAGAGGUUUCUACCACUCACAGCAGUGGCACUUGUGAAGAGCAACAGCUUUACUGGGCGAAAGGCACUGGAUUUGGUACUGGAUCUACUGCUUCAGGCUGGGAUGUUGAACAGGCCCUGACAAAGCAAAGGUUGGAAGAGGAACAUGUUACAUGCUUAUUACUGGUUCUUGCUAGCUAUAUAAAUCCAUCUGGAUGUGCAGUCAAUGGUGAAGCACCAGCAAAUGAGAGUCGAGGGCAGAAUAGUAAUGCUCUCCCAUCCGUCUUGCAAGAACUACUAAGUCAAUCAUGCCUCAUCCCAGCCAUGUCCUCAUACCUAAGGAAUGAUUCAGUGUUGGAUAUGGCUAGACAUGUGCCUUUGUAUCGAGCUCUACUGGAGCUGCUUCGAGCCAUCGCUUCAUGUGUAGCACUGGUACCACUGCUGCUUCCACUGUCUGGGGCUAAUGGAGAAGAAGAGGAGGAACAGACAGAGUCACAAGCAUCUGUAGGCACCCUACUGGCAAAAAUGAAAACUUGUGUAGACACAUACACCAACAGAUUAAGAUCGAAGAAAGAUAAGGUCAAAGCUGGUGUGAAAUCGGAUGCUUCUGAUCCUGAGCCAGAAGGACUGACUUUGCUUGUGCCGGAUAUCCAGAAAACUGCAGAGAUAGUUUAUGUUGCUACCACCAGUCUUCGUCAAGCUAAUCAAGAGAAGAAGCUGGCAGAGUUCUCCAAAAAGGUUGCUGUGAAGUCCAAACCUUUUCCGGUCUUGCGAUCCUUGGAAGAGAAGUAUGUGGCUGUUAUGAAAAAGCUCCAGUUUGACACUUUUGAGAUGGUAUCUGAAGAUGAUGAUGGAAAACUGAUGUUUAAAGUCAAUUACCAUUACAUGUCUCAGGUGAAAAAUGCAAGUGAUGCAAACAGUGCUGCACGAGCACGACGUCUCGCACAAGAGGCAGUUACUCUCUCCACAUCGUUGCCUCUCUCCUCUUCAUCCAGUGUCUUUGUCCGGUGUGAUGAAGAAAGACUAGAUAUUAUGAAGGUUUUAAUAACUGGUCCAGCAGACACUCCUUAUGCCAAUGGAUGUUUUGAAUUCGAUGUAUACUUCCCUCAAGAUUAUCCUAAUUCUCCUCCUCUUGUGAAUUUGGAGACAACUGGUGGCCAUAGUGUCCGUUUUAAUCCAAACCUUUACAAUGACGGAAAGGUGUGUUUAAGCAUACUAAACACCUGGCAUGGAAGACCUGAAGAAAAGUGGAAUCCGCAGACAUCAAGUUUUUUGCAGGUAUUGGUGUCCGUUCAGUCCCUUAUUCUUGUGUCUGAGCCCUACUUCAAUGAGCCAGGAUAUGAGAGGUCAAGGGGCACACCAAGUGGCACUCAGAGCUCUAGAGAGUAUGAUGGAAAUAUCAGGCAGGCAACAGUCAAAUGGGCCAUGCUAGAACAAAUUAGAAACUCCUCACCAUGCUUUAAAGAGGUGAUUCAUAAACAUUUUUACUUGAAGAGAGCAGAGAUUAUGGCUCAAUGUGAGGAAUGGAUAGUAGAUAUUCAGCAAUUCAGCAGUGACAAACGGGUUGGAAGGACGAUGUCUCAUCAUGCAGCAGCUCUGAAGCGGCAUACGGCUCAGCUACGAGAAGAGCUCUUAAAGCUCCAGUGCCCUGAAGGCUUGGACCCAGAUGUUGAUGACUCUACAGAAAAAUGCCUUGCCACAGCAAGCUGUGAGGAGACCACACUGCACGAACAGGCCAAACCCAGCAGCAGUAAAGACAACGCCAGUGACUUUAAAUUCUGAGCUGCAGGGGCAUGGACUUUAUUACAAACAGGCUUUGAAGCACAGCCAAAUAUGUCCAUAUUUGUAUGUAAGAAGCUAAUUAUGUAAUAGUUAAUGAAGCUAAAACUAUAUGCCCUUAAGGAUAUACAGUUUAAUUCAUGAUGAUCUUUUACCUGUAAAAGAGUGUAAACUUUUUUUGUGCUUUUAUUUUUUCAGUUGUGAGAACCACUGAUUGGUAUGUUUAGAGAUUGUAAACAAAAAAAUGGCAAAAUCACUGAAAUAAGGGAAAAAGUUCCUUAGGAGAGGAUGUUUACUGAAUGUUUUUUUUUUCCCUUUUUUUACUGCUAGAGAGGGGGUUGUAACAAAGAAUAUAUAUUGGUCAUUCUUAUAACUAUUUAAAGACUGCAAAUUUUCAAUGAAUUUGAUAGAUUUUGGCCAUACUUUCAUUAUCAUUUUUGAUUUCUACAGAAAAUUCCUGCAUUCUUCAAUAAACAUUAAACAGACAUAUGCUCCCUUAUAAAUGAGUACUGGGUACAUUUUUUUCCUUUUUUAAAGAAUAAAUCUACAAGGAAAAGACUUUAGAACUGGAGACUUGUUCUUGUAAGGCUGAAUUUAUCACAGUCUUUGUUUCAUUUGAUGCACAUGAAAUAAACAGACAUGGUUUUACCUUCAGCUCUUGUGCACCUCUAGCUUCAUGCAUCUGUCAAAUUUCUUUGAUUGUGUUGUGAAUGCAUUGCCAGAUCUGUAAAUAAGAGGAAAUAAUUCCUAGAUUUCA
Messenger RNA from Rana temporaria (common frog), 15067 nucleotides. It is a transcript of the gene BIRC6, whose product is annotated as baculoviral IAP repeat containing 6. The transcript has 74 exons. The record is from RefSeq and is a predicted model, not a curated record. Gene Ontology annotation, molecular function: ubiquitin conjugating enzyme activity; cysteine-type endopeptidase inhibitor activity. Gene Ontology annotation, biological process: negative regulation of apoptotic process; regulation of cytokinesis; apoptotic process. Gene Ontology annotation, cellular component: nucleus. NCBI's taxonomy places the organism in Eukaryota, Metazoa, Chordata, Amphibia, Anura, Ranidae. The coding region runs from base 1 to 14313 and encodes 4770 amino acids.